CUGAUAGCGCGUGCUCUGUCUUAUUUUCUUACAACGCCUCGUUAUUUUUCCUUUUCUUAAACCCUCGCAGAUGACGGAGCUUGGUUUUUCAGUUUACACCCGCCAAUCCAUUCUAGGUUUUCAAAACCCAUAAUUUCACCUCAAGAGUUAACAAUUUCUUUCUACAUUACACUAAAUUAAGAAGAAUCAGAAUCAGCCAUUACUCAAACUACUGAAAAUCGAAAAUCAAAUUUGUGUAAUAGAAGAUAUGAUCAGUAAUUUAUUCCUCCUCUUAAUGCCAUCUUCAUCAGCUUAAGUCAUCAGUUUAUCAUCUUCUUCCGUUUAGAACCACCAUGGAUAUCACUGCUACUCAGACGAUGAAUGGAGUAAAAAUGUCAGCUCAGAAUUCUGGUCGAGAUAUUCAACUGGUUCUUGAAUCCUUGAAGAAACAAGUUGCUAUCGAUCGAUGUGUUUUCGUCAAGAAAAAGAUGGAAGAGAAUAGGCAGAAAUUGAUUGGUAUUACGAAACAUGUGCACAGUGCUACAAAGAUGAGAAUGAGUAAUACAAUUUGUGAAGGUGCAGAUAGUUGUGUAUAUUUACUGACUAAGAGGCAGCAAGAUGCACUUUGUACAUUAAAUGGUGCUAAGGAGGACCAUGAGGAAAGUAAUGCACGCUCAAUUGUUCCUAUAGGGAACAGUUCUGGAGUGAAGAAUUUGGCUCAACCUGUUACGCUUGCCAAAGUUUCAAAAAUUCCUCCAUAUACUACUUGGGUAUUUUUGAAAAGAAAUCAAAGGAUGGCUGAGGAUCAGUCCGUGGUUGGCCGAAGGAGAAUCUAUUAUGAUCAAAUUGGUGGAGAAGCUCUUAUUGCAAGCGACAGUGAAGAAGAAGAGGUUGGUGAUGAGGAAGACCAGAAAGAAUUCAGCAAUGCUGAAGAUUUUAUUCUCAGGAACGCCAUUCAACAAGUUGGUUUAUCCGUUGAUGUUCUGAAUUCGCUUGCUAAAUGCUUUUCUAGAAGACCCUCUGACAUUAAGGCACGAUAUGACAUCUUGAACGGAGAAAACCCUGCAGAUUCAUCUAUGAAGGCAGAUCUCAAAGAUGAAUCUAAAAUUGAGGAUAUAUUUUGUGAUAAAGAUUUAGAUUCAGCUCUGGAUUCUUUUGACAACCUUUUCUGCCGCAGAUGCCUGGUGUUUGACUGUAGAUUACAUGGAUGUUCCCAAGAUCUUGUUUUUCCUGCUGAGAAACUACCAUCCUGGGCUCCUCCAGAUUCUGAAACAGUACCAUGUGGAAGCUGUUGUUAUCAAAUGACUUUGAAUUCAGAAAGUGUUGCUUCUGGUAGUUGUUCUGUGCCUGGUGGUUUUGAAGAUAAAGCAAUUGCUUCAUCUGGCAGUGGGGGUCAUCAGACUUCACGGGGAAAGAAAGCUGUUGCAUUGUCUAGUGUUAAGAGAACAAAGUCAAACCAGAGUGAUCGUACUUCUUCUAAUGCAAGGAGUGAAUUGGCUAUACGACCUCAGGAGGAGAAAAUUUCCACCCAACAGUCCUCACCACAUAACAAGCGAGUUGCUGGGCAUAUUCUUAGUUGCACACGAAAGAGACUGAAAAUACUGUCAGCAUCUGAUUCUGACUCAGUUGUGGAUGGAUCUCCUUGGAUCAAGGAUAGGAAGCUAAGGUCAAGUUCUCGCAAGGAUAAUGAGGACCAGAAUGAAACACUGCCGUUUGAAGUCCAGCACGAACCAUGUCAUGAAAUGAUUAAGGACUCGCUUGUGGAGGGCAAUGAUGAUACCUCGAGGGUAGAUGAGUUUGUUAAUGAAAACAUGAAUAAACCAUGGAGCACUUUCGAGAAGUGCCUUUACUCAAAAGGAUUAGAGAUCUUUGGGAAAAAUAGCUGCUUAAUUGCAAGGAACCUUUUGGUUGGCAUGAAGACAUGUGCUGAGGUAUUCCAGUACAUGAGCUACACCGAAAAUAAGCUUUGUGAUAGGGCUGAUGGUUCAAAUUCUGCUGAGGGACAAACCCAGGGUGACCACAACGAUACUACAGGUCGAACAGGAUCAAGGUUCAUGCGAAGGAAAGGUAAGGUUCGUCGCGUGAAGUAUGGUGCAGGCUAUCAUGCUUUUAGGAAGCGAAUUAUUGAGAGGAAGGAUCUUCUGUAUAAGCAGUUUAAUCCCUGUAGCUGCCAAUCUGCUUGUGGAAAGCAAUGUACGUGCCAUUUGGGUGGAACCUGCUGCGAGAAAUAUUGUGGGUGUUCUAAGACUUGCAAGAAUCGCUUUAGAGGUUGCCAUUGUGCUAAAGGUCAAUGCCGAAGUCGACAGUGCCCAUGCUUUGCUGCAGAUAGAGAAUGUGAUCCAGAUGUUUGUAGGAAUUGUUGGGUGGAUUGUGGUGACGGUACUCUUGGAGGCCCUCCUCAAAGAGGUGAUAAUUAUGAAUGUAGGAAUAUGAAGCUCCUUCUCAAGCAACAACAAAGGGUUUUACUUGGAAGGUCAGAUGUCUCCGGUUGGGGAGCUUUCUUAAAGAAUGGCGUCAACAAAAAUGAAUACCUUGGGGAAUACACUGGCGAAUUGAUCUCACAUCGAGAAGCUGACAAGCGUGGAAAAAUAUACGACCUUGAAAAUUCGUCAUUUCUCUUCAAUUUGAAUGAUCAGUUUGUUCUUGACGCUCACCGGAAGGGGGACAAGUUGAAGUUUGCUAACCAUUCACCUAAUCCAAAUUGCUAUGCUAAGGUGAUGAUGGUAGCAGGUGAUCACAAAGUUGGUAUAUUUGCUGAUCAAAAGAUUAAUGCGGGAGAGGAACUCUUUUAUGAUUACCAUUAUGCACCUGACAGCGCUGCUUCUUGGGCAAAGAAGCCUGAAAUUCUAGGUUCAAAAAAGGUGGAGGUAGCACCUUCAAUUGGUAGAGCAAAGAAACGUGCCUGAUUUGGUGAAGCUCUCAAUUAUGACGACUAAAGUAGCAUCUGAAGUGAAGAGAUUUUGUUUUGCUUUUCUGGAGCUCUUCUCAUAUAGCAUCUAAAUUUGAAUGUAAAUGGGCAUGCCAUAAUUUGGUCAUCAACACUUGAAAUUGAUUGAAUUUGAUCUUUAAUCUGAUCAGAUUGUUUUUGGUUUAACCUGAGACGACAGGCACCAAAACUUUGAGAUUAUAUUUCUGAUGGACU
Messenger RNA from Papaver somniferum (opium poppy), 3121 nucleotides. Its product is annotated as histone-lysine N-methyltransferase CLF-like. The transcript is spliced from 17 exons. The record is from RefSeq and is a predicted model, not a curated record. Lineage: Eukaryota; Viridiplantae; Streptophyta; Magnoliopsida; Ranunculales; Papaveraceae. The coding region runs from base 333 to 2885 and encodes 850 amino acids. Gene Ontology annotation, biological process: chromatin remodeling. Gene Ontology annotation, cellular component: PcG protein complex. Gene Ontology annotation, molecular function: protein binding; histone methyltransferase activity.